AUGGAAGUCGACAGCAACAUGCUCAUUGAGGAGCUCCGGGGUCUGGCGCAAGGCAAGCUGCGGCUGCGAGGCCGACUGUUGAGCGCGAGGGGCACGCCUCUGGAUGGAAGCAUGACCAUCAACCAAGUUGGUCUGCAGAAUGGCGAUGUUGUCACCCUGGCUACAGGGAGUGUUGCCAUUGCAGCUGCAAUCUCCUCGUUUGCUGCCAUCCUGCCCGAUGGCGCCGUUGCUUCUUGGGGCGACAAGCGCUGUGGCAGUGGGAAUAGCAGUUCCGUGCAAGAUCGGCUCAAGAACGUGCAGGAGGUACAAGCAUCUCAACAUGCAUUCGCUGCACUUCUGUCGGACGGAUCUGUUGUAAGCUGGGGCCUGACUGCCUUUGGUGGUUCGAGCAAGCCCGUGGACAAGCUGUUGAAGGACGUGCGACAGGUCCAAGCUACCCGAUAUGCCUUUGCAGCCCUUCUGGCGAAUGGUUCUGUCGUUACCUGGGGCAAUGAGGAGUAUGGCGGUGACAGCAGCCAUGUCGAGCAUCGAUUGAAAGAUGUGCUGCAGAUCCAGGCGAAUCACUUCGCCUUUGCCGCGAUUCUGGCGGAUGGGUCGGUUGUUACCUGGGGCGAGCGCAACAAUGGGGGGGACUCCAGGGCCGUCAAGGCGAGGCUCACGAAAGUGAGCUGUCUCCAAGCUUCUCAGAGCGCCUUCACUGCCAUUCUGGCCGAUGGCACGGCUGUUUUCUGGGGUGAUCGGCCUUCAUUUGGUGACUUUGAUGAAAGCCCAGUUCGGGAGCAGCUCCAGAAUGUAAGGCAGGUCCAUGCUGGCCAAAAUGCCUUUGCGGCUCUCCUCGAGGAUGGCUCCGUCGUCACGUGGGGCAAUGCGACAUAUGGUGGUGACAGCAGUCGUGUGCAGAGCCAGCUGCGAAACGUCCGGCAAAUUCAGGCCGCCCGGCUUGCCUUCGCCGCCCUCCUUGAGGAUGGCUCGGUUGUGACCUGGGGCAGUGCUGGGCAUGGUGGCGAUAGCAGCUCGGUGCAGGAUUGUCUCAAGAAUGUGCAUCAAGUUCAAGCCGGGCACAAUGCUUUUGCUGCAAUUCUUCACGACGGAUCCGUGGUCACCUGGGGACACCCCGAGUCAGGAGGCGACAGCAGCUCCGUCCAAGAUCGCCUCAAGGGCGUGCAGCAGAUUCAAGGUGCACAGCAUGCCUUUGCCGCCAUUCUGGCCGAUGGCGGUGUUGUUACCUGGGGCCAUCCUGACUAUGGUGGUGACAGCAGUGCAGUCCAGGAGCAGCUGAGGGAUGUGCGGCAGGUGCAGGCUUCGGACUUUGCCUUUGCGGCCGCACGGGCAGAUGGAUCUGCCGAUUCUCUCUACCGCACCUGCGUGCGAGUUGGCCUUUGCCCCGCCUGGGAGAUUCGAAAGAACUGCAUGUCAGUGGUGGGCCUCGAUCAGGAGCUCGCGGGCCUCGCCUUGCGCAUCUUCCUUGAGAAGUGGAGGGCACGCACGCUGAAAACGCGGCGUAUCACUCACGACUUCGUUCUCGUGACCACGCCGCAGGCCGACGUUGGCGAAGCCUGGGUCCCCUCUGAUAGCGAGGAGAAGCAGAUGCAGGACCAUUUGAAAAGCAUCCUCACCAAGGAGUAUGGCCUGACUCCAGCACGCAACUUGUGCGGCUUUGUGGUGCCAAAGUUGCUAUUGGCCAGGUACGCGGGUAUCGGAGGAGAAGUCAAGAAGGCGAAGCUCACCCGCGCUGAAAAGGUACCAGAUGCAAACUGCCCCGUAGAGAUUCUGCAUCAGGGCCCUGAGGGGCCAGAGGCUGAUCCAGACUUUGCAAGUAGCCGUUCUUGUUUUGUGUUUGUUGAUCUGUACGACUUCGAGGCGUACAAGACGACCACCGAGAUGGUCUGUGCCGAUGACGAGGAGGACUUCGUUUGCGGCUACCCUCUCUACGUGGACAGCAAAACUCGCGAGCCGUUUGUGCUGGAGCUGUACAGAGCUAAGGGAGCCGCAGCCAAAGACCUUGUCAGCAACCGGCUCAGACACGACGCCCUCACGAUCCUGAGGGGGCUGACGCGCGAGCGAGCGAAGCCCAACAUGAUGCACUACCCGCUGCCGCUGCAGGCCAUGGCCCCUCUUGCCUUGCCGCCGGUCCCGCGGCUGCCGCUGGGCCGAUGGGCACGCCGGGUGCGGCCCGAUGCAGAGGCGACGUUGAUUGCCUGGCCUAGCGACACCCUGAAGGGUGACCUUCUGGUGAAGAGCCAUAUCGCAUGCACGCUGUCUUGCCCUAUGCCAGCUUGCUGGUGGCGGGCCUGUCCAGUUGUUGCUGUGUGCGAGGGCAUUCACUUGCUGAACUGGGCCUUGCUGGCCUCGGAACGUUCAUUCUGGGUCGUUCGCCGCGCCGCUUGCGGAGACAUCUCUCUUCCUCUUCGUCGCGAGCUUGCGGUACAGCUGGAGGAGCGGUAUGGCUGGCAUCCACAGGUUCAACGCGGCCGCGCGGAUAUGGAGGUCCACGUCCUGUUGGCGCACGACGGCCAAGUCGGCAUCGAGGUGCCUCUGCUGGUGCAGCGCCGGGGCUUGGCGGGGGGACUCCCCCAGCCGGGGAUGAAGCAGGUGGAAGCCUGGGCCAUCGGCCAGACCCUCAACUUACGCCCCGGCGACGUCGUGCUGGACCCCAUGUGUGGAAAGGGCACACUGCUACUCGAGGCUGCUAUUUGGUGGCCCGAGGCUCGGUAUGUUGGCUGCGAUGCUGACGCAGCCCAGUUGGAGGCCUGCAGGGAGAACGCGGACUACCUUGGCGUUCAGGUGGCAACCCACGUGGCUGACGUGUCACAUUUCCACGGCCUCCCGCUUGCCAAUCGCUCCGUUGACAAGGCCAUGACGGCCCCGCCGUGGGACAGGCAGUACGAAGCUUCUGGUGGCUUGAGGAGCUUCUAUGCGGCAUUCCUUCGUGAGCUCUUCCGCGUGCUCAGGGAGGAUUCCUCCGCGGUGCUUCUGCUGAACGUUGAGGCAGCCAAGAUCAUGCGGGAGUUGCUGGCUCAGGAAGAUGCAUGGAGAGUAGUUGCAGAGCGCAGGUUCGACAUCACUCACCACACGCUGGGGGUGCUCAUGCUGUUGGAGGCAAAGGAGCCGCGCAGCCCAACGGAGUUCGCCCUUCUUCCUUGGGAGCAAGAGGGCAGCACGAGGAAUCCGCGCGGCACGCGGUCCAGUUGGAAUCGCCUCCGGGCCAGGUCCUUCCCCCCUCUCCAGCCGUUCGCGUUUGCCCGGCAGAGGGAGGACAAAAGUCCUGCGGACGGCCGUCGACAGGUCAUCGGCGAACUCCUCACCUCUGUCGACGCUGCACUGGCGAAACGCGAAGAGGAGAAGAAGAAAAAGGCCGCCGAAGAGAAGAAGCAGGCGGAAGAAGUGCGGAAGAAGGCGCUCCGGAAGUGCUUCUUUGAGCGCUCUGGAGGGGCUGAGGGAUUGGGGCUGACGGCUGGCUUGCUUGUGCCCUCUGCAGCUACUUGA
Messenger RNA from Symbiodinium natans, 3486 nucleotides. The record is from the annotation of a GenBank genome assembly. NCBI's taxonomy places the organism in Eukaryota, Dinophyceae, Suessiales, Symbiodiniaceae.